Messenger RNA from Nasonia vitripennis (jewel wasp), 3360 nucleotides. RefSeq names its product myelin expression factor 2 (gene rump). Lineage: Eukaryota; Metazoa; Arthropoda; Insecta; Hymenoptera; Pteromalidae. Gene Ontology annotation, cellular component: nucleus; cytoplasm. The transcript is spliced from 9 exons. The record is from RefSeq and is a predicted model, not a curated record. Gene Ontology annotation, molecular function: mRNA binding. The coding region runs from base 457 to 2181 and encodes 574 amino acids.
UACAUCUUACAACUCUUAUAACUAAAAUUGUCAAGUUCGCCAAGCCAUUAACUAUUAGCAAUAAGCGCCAAUUGAGCGGUUCUUGCUACUUCCGCUGGUGGCCGUGGUGGCGACAAGAGAGUCUUAGGCGACGGCAGCGAGCUGCGAAGCCUGCGACUGCGAGAGGCAUCAGAAGACAGCGAGGACGCAUUGACCGGCUAGCGGCCAUUUUGAAGGGACGCUUUCGACUUUCGAUAGUAUAUUUCGGAACAGCUUAUAGACUAGCUAGUAGCUAAUGAGUUUUAAAUAUUGUAAUUUUCGUAUAAUAAGAGCGUAGCCUGCAAAGUGCAUCUGCAUCGAGCAAGCUAUACUGGCUAUAGGACAGAGAAAAAUUAUAAGUUGGGUUACCUCGAUCAAGUUCGCCUUCGAUUUGGAGAGUGUGUGUGCUAUUUCACUCAACGUUUUUAAUUUUAAACUAUGAAAUCUGAGGAGCAUGAUUUCGCUUUUCAUUACAGAAACACUAUGUCUAACGACGACAGAGACAGAAGCAGAGAACGUGAUAGAAACCGCAGGUCCGAACGCCCAAAUCGUAUCAACUCUGAUAGUCGUGAUCGCAGUCGAGAAAGAAACGAUCGUGGAAGGAAGGUUGCCGACCGGCGUAUCUAUGUUUCGAAUAUUCCUUAUGAUUUUCGCUGGCAAGAUCUUAAGGAUCUUUUUAGAACAGAAGUCGGCAAGGUAGCUCACGUUGAGCUUUUCACUGAUGAAAAUGAUAAACCCAGGGGCUGUGGAAUUGUUGAAUUCGAAGAUUCUGAUUCUGUCAAAGUGGCUGUUGAAAAAAUGCACAGAUUUGAUAUCAAGGGACGCAAGCUUGUUGUCAAAGAGGAUUAUGAUGUUGAACGCGAUAAGUAUGGACGAUUGACUACAGGGCGUAACAAUGAUAGAAGCCGUGAUGAUAGAUUUAGGGAUCAAUCCAGGCCUAAUUCUGGCAGGCAAAAUAUACCAGUUCCAACCGGUGCAACUGGUGCUGGUGGAACAGGCGCUGCUACUAGUUCCGAUAACAAAUUUGGAAAUACUUAUGGAUUAAGCACCCAAUUUUUAGAAUCUCUGGGUAUUAUUGGUCCACUAGUCACAAGAGUUUUUGUAGCUAAUCUUGAUUACAAAGUUGAUGAAAAAAAGCUAUUGGAAGUUUUCAAAUUAGCUGGUAAAGUUUUACAUGUUGAACUAGGUAAAGAUAAAGAUGGAAAAUCUCGAGGUUUUGGUGUUGUAGAGUAUGAUCAUCCAGUUGAGUCCGUACAAGCUAUUUCCAUGUUGCACAAUCAACAACUUUAUGAUAGACGUAUGACAGUUAGACUAGAUAGGGCAAAUGAACCAGAUAUGCCUCCGAAGCUACCAGAAGGGCUUAAAGGAAUAGGAAUGGGACUUGGUGCAGGAGGCAACAGAUUAACAGAUGUUGCUAGAAACAUUCCCAAUGUGCAGCCUAAUAAUUCACCAGUGGUCAAUCCUAUUUCUGCACCUGUACUUACAACAGGAGCUUUUGGGGCUGGUUUAAAUAAUGUUGUUCCUGCUCAAUUAGCAACAGCUCUUACAAACUCUAAUGCAGCAGCUCUUCAGGCCAGUUUAGCAAGUGGCUUAGGAGCAAAUCUUGCCACAACAUCUUUGCUAAAUAGCUCUUUAACUAAUGAAUUGGCAUCUAAUUUGAAUAAUUUUGGACAAGGUGCAGCAAGUUUAGCAAAUCUUCAAGCAUCACUUGCUAAUGCACAAUCAAAUAAUAGCUUUGCACCAAGAGGAUUAUCCAAAUUGGAUAAUGAAGUUGCUUUUGGUGGUAAUAAUGCUUUUGGAAACAACACAUUUGGUAGUAACAGAGAUUUUGAUAGUGGUUUUAAUAGAAAUGAUUCAGAACGAGUAUCUGUUGGUGGUGCAGCAUUUUCUACUAAUGCUGGUCAAGUAGGUGGAAAUAGACAGAAUAGCAAUGGAUCACGACAAAUGUCUGACACAAUUGUUAUAGCAAAUCUGCCUCCAAAUACAACAUGGCAAAUGUUACGAGAUAAAUGUCAAGAUAUUGGAGAAGUCAAAUUUGCAGAAAUGAGAGGAGCUGAUGUUGGUAUGGUUCGAUUUGCAACAGAAUGGGAUGCAGAACGUGCUGUGUCUGUCAUGAAUCGGUCACGUAUUGAUGGUAGAGCCCUUGAUGUACGUCUUUAUUAAAUGGCAGACUAUUCUAAACAAAGCAUUAUUCACUGAUCCUGAUAUGAAAUUUUUAAUACAUUUCAAUCCAGUUUUAAGAGGUGAUGAUUGUAUGGUACAGUCAUUUUAACUGCUCAACACCUUUUGCAUCAACAAUCAACAUUGCUUUUUUUUGGACCUUGUUGCUGAAAACUUUUGAAAUGGUGGCAUCAGGUUGUAUUGUAGGUGGAAGUUGUUUCCUGAAUUUUUCGAUUUAUGAAUUAGAUAACUCGCAUCGUAAAAUUCGUUUAAAAUCACUUAUAACUUUUCUAUUUAGUAUUGAUUUAAUUUUUUUUUCCUUCGAAGAAAUAACUUUUUAAAUUUAAACAUUGUAAACGUUGGUCGUUUUUUCUCAGCUUGUUUCGUCCUGUUUAACAUUUGAUAGCAAAACAAUAAGCAGUUUCAAUAAUUGUAAGGAUAUUAGGUUUAAAAUAGUUGCAUAAUCUGUAUAGGUUUCAGUAUGAAUAUUAAAUGAUUAUGCAGAAAAUGGUUUGUAAGCAGCUUUAUUCUAGGAAAUGAUACUUCUUGUAAUAUAACUUCUUGUGGUUUCGUAGUUGUUCAAAAAUUUGUGCCGAUUUCACAUUUGCUUUAGUGAUUUCAAAAUGAUGUGCAGCAUAGUAGCUUCGUAUUUUUCUUUUGAAGCAAGAAUUUGUGUGGUCAGAACAUUGAAAAUUCACUGAAAAAUUUCAAAUUUGCUAUAAAAAUGUUAAUUAACAUACAGGUUAUAUAUAAAGGUUUUUAUAUUUUCGAUUUGAUUUUGAAUUUCAUCCUGUUGAUGGACUUGUUUGUGUUGAAUUGUUCAUUCCUAGAUUUUGACUACAGAAAAUUUCCAUAAUACUUGACAAGUGUGCAUACUCACACAAAUAUACAUAUCCAUAUUCUAUUCACUUGUAUACUCAUCUAAAUACACACACUUACACACACGCACGCACACACACAUGCGCGCGCUCACGCUUAUGCACGCAUUUACAUGGGCAUAUUUAAUAAUAUGUAUGUCACUUUAAAAUUGGAGAAUUUCAUCAGGUUCUAUAUUCUAUGAAUAUUUCCUCUUAUCAUAAUAAUCGAAGAAAAUUUCUAUGCAUUGUAAGACAUUCUUGUGUAAUCAAUUUAUAAGAUGGCCAUUGAAUAAAAUUCAAAUCCACGUUUGACUAUAAAUGAGGA